AUGUCGGGACAGACACCCAGCCGCGAACUCGUCCCCCGGAUCUUCCCCGAGGUGACGCCUCGGGGCGGAUUCACACAGGCGUACAGGAAAUGCCCGCAAAGGCGAUGGCGAACGACGGGCCCUGACGCUCCGCGAGCGGCCGGGGAGGCGUCACGGCGGGAGCAGCGGCGGCAAAAAGCGGAACGCAGGGUACGCGCUCCCCGCCGGCCGAGGAAGCCUGCGGCCCGCGAGCGUCGAGGGGGCGCUGACGGCUCGCCUGUGAAAGCAGAGCUCAGUCUGGAGGGUCGUGACCCCUUCCCGGAGCGUGUAGGCAGAAUCCGCUGUCAGGCAGGGGGUUCCUUUCCGUUCUGGCCGACUGUGAGCCCGCAUCGCCCUCACGCCGCCCCGCCGGGUGCCUCCCGGGCUGACGCGCGGCCGCCGGGACAUCCCGGCCCCCCGUCGGGUGAGCACAGGACGCCCUCGGCGGGGAGGCCGCGGAAGGAGCCUCGCACGAAGGCGCGCGCCCCUCGCGCCCCACUGCGCACUGGGAAAGGCUUCGGCGGAGGCCGGGCAUGCGCGGUGACGGCGGGACGCCCCCGCGGCCCUGGAGUCACGCGCUCCGCCCCUCCCACCGCCCCACGCCGACCCUGCGGCGCGUCUGCUCCCAAAUUCCCCACCCGGAGCCCGGCGGCCGGGGCGCGGGAGGACCCCGCGCUGCGCUGUACUCCGUCUGCAGCCUCCCGGGGAGCCCGAGGUGCGGCCGGCCGCUCUGCCCAGGUGUUCAGGAAGCGGCAUGGAGCCUUCGCUCAGCACUGGACGUCUUGGGCAAAGGUGACGUGUUCGUGGCCCGCCUCCGCCUGCUCCGUUCGCGAACACUUGCGUGGAAGGUGUAGGGCCUGCAUGUCUCCCAGGACCGGUCAGCUGACCCGGGGCGCACGCCUCUCGCCCCGUGCCGACUCCCUGCCCCUCCAGGCGGCGCUGCUGGCGGCGGGCAGCUGGGGGGAGGCCUGGAGUGCACAGCGAGCUGACACGGGCGGCGCGUGGGAUCCGGUGGGUCAGCGCGGGCGCUCGGCCGCCCGCCCGGCCCUGAGCAGCCGCCGGGUGCAGGCACCUGGUGGCCCCACGCAGAAAGCGGCCGAGGCGCGGCCCUGCUCCCCCCGGGCGGAGGCAGGAGAAACGCGCGAGGUGCAGCCGGGACCCGACUGGGGCACCUGGACGGGGCCGAGGUUUCCUCGAGCCCAGGGACCAGCUGCCUCCAUCGUGCAAUCCGCUGUCACCUGCGUGAAGGUUCAGUUACUCAGCAGCCUGCAGAGAGGUUUCCCCGCGAUUCACGGCCCGCGGCAGGGCUCUCGGGUGGCAGAUUUGCAUGUCCAAAAUGGACCCAAAACGUGGAGGUUUUAUAAAACCCAACAAGUUAAAAAGAGAAGUUUACGUUUUUCUGUUAUAGAGCCAACAUGAUGAGGAUAGUCCUGUUUUUAUGGUUCCCGCUUUGUUGACUGAAAGAAAACUCGCACUCUAGCCUCCAAGUGAUUUUUGAAAGCGAGAUGCUCAUUGGCCGCUGGUUCCUCGGACACAAGCAGCUCCUUGCUGGCCGCGGCGAGCUGAGCUGAGAGCCGGCCCCCCAGGGCGCCCCGUACGCCCCCGCGCACCUGCCCGGCGCCCCACGACGCCCGGGCUGCCCCUGCACACUGCCGCCCUUUGACCCCAGUGGGAGAAAACAGCUGCCUGAGGACCUGAUCUAAGCCCAGCGCACUGGGGGGCCGCCGGCACGCCUCCCCGAGGCAGGGGCCCCGGGCACCAAGCCCAGCUGUGAGGGGAGCUGGGGAGAGCGUUCCAAAGCGGGGGGGCCUUUCCACACUCGGGUCCCUACAAUUCAAGGUCCUAAACGUGGCCUUUGGAGAUUAGCAUUUAGUGCUUUGAAAGGUCCCAUGAAAUGGAAGUCCCUGGAGGAGGGCACCAAAGCUCAGGCCCGCCAUGCCGGCCUCCAGUUAUUCAAACUCUAGCCGGAGAGGCCGAGCCCGAGCGUGCGGCUGCGGGAUCAGAAGCACGGCGCCGCCGGCGAAGGCCGCGCAGGUGGGCGGCGGGCCCUCUCCCCGACUCUCGCUGUGACCCGGGACGUAGCUCACAUCUCCGCGGUCUCUAGGUCAGAACUUCAAAGAAGCAGGUGACUGGAGGUUUUCCCCCAAUAAACCGCCUGCGCACUCCGUAUACCGCUUAGAUUAUUAUAUUCAAAGCCCUCUAAAUCGCCGUGUAAAUGAGCCCUGAGAUGAGGACCCUGAUCCCGGGAAUGGGGAAGCAGGGGGAAGCGCCGCAGGGUGUGCACCCUGCACCAGCAAGGGGCAGCUUCCUUGGGGAGCGGCCUGGGCCCAGCCUGGAGGACGGCCGACCACCUCGGAGGAGGCAGGAAGGUGAGGCUGCGCGGCUGCAUGGCAACCCCCCCUCCUGGAAAGGCGGGAACCCGGCGGGUGCUGCGGGCAGCUGGAGGCAGGCAAGUGGUUCUGCCCUCUGCUCAGGGGGGCGUGGGGAAAUGCUUGGAGCCCAGCCUGUCAGCUCAAGCAUACAAAUGACUGAGGGAGGAAGCGGGAAUGAAAAUCGGCUGUAAUGGGCAGAGAAACUCUAUGAAUGAAUGAAUAUCGACAUGGUCGUUUCCCCAAACACAAUGCGUGGCAGAAAACACAGACCAAGCUGAGCCUGUGAUCAGUCAGCGUGUUCCGCACCAGCGCCUGCCCUGUAGCUCUGAUCAGACAGAGCCGAGUGUGAAUCCCAGUUCACCGACUUACAAGCUGUGUGACCUUAGGCGAGUUACUUCACGUCUCAGAGUCUUAGUCAUGAACUGGAGGCGACAGAACUGACUCCCCGGGAGGUUGUCUGGAUAAGAUAUAUACCAAUAUAUUCUGUACCAAUAUAUAAUUAGGCAAAAAUGCUUUAUGCUUGAAGCUCACUAAAAGCCAAAUGAAGAAGUUCCAGAGGUCUAUUUGGACAACAAUGUGAAUAUACUUAACACUAUCAAGCUGUGCACUUAUAAGCGUUAAGAUGGGACUCAAGCUGAUGCAUCUGCUUAUAAUCUGAAGUGGCUGCUUUGCCUGGCUGCUUUUCCCUCCAGCCUGUGCUGCCAGGAAACCUGUAAUGACUGUUUUCUCUCCGUUUUUCUCUUUCUGAACUGCGGUAAAAUUUCAUUCACACUGGUGCCAUGAUUCAUGUGGCCUUCACUUUGCAUGAAUGCAUCAUUUGUGUGGUAGGUCGGCCCUGUUCUCAUUAGCCUGUGACAAUUAAAAUAGCUUAGUUAUUUUUAAGAUUUGGACAUAGAUACUACAGAACUCUAAGGAAUGAGAACACCAUAAACGUGGGGCAAGGAGGCAUGGGAUGGCGGCCUGGGGCCAGGCAGUUGUUAGAUCCCAAGCAGGCUGAGAGUCUGGGGCCAGGGUCCACGUGGCACAGGGUUUCGGAGCCCCUGUGGGCUGAGGGGCGUGACCGUGCAGAGGCAGCCUCGUGUGGAGUGUGGAGCCCAGGGCAGGGUGCGGAGUCUGUCCCUGCGAGAGGGGUGGCAUGCUACAGAUUUCAGAGCCCAGUGCGGGCGAGAAGCCUAUCUGUGGAGGAAGGAGGUCCGGCACCAAUUGUCAUAUCCAAAGAUAUAACCUAAUCAUAAGAAAACGCCAAGUCCAAAGGGAGGGACAUUCUGCACAAUGACUGGCCUCUGUUCUUUAAAUGUGAAAAGGAAAGACAGAGGAACUAGUCCAGACUGAAGGAGCCUGCCUAGGAAACAUGAAGAGAAAUUGCAUGGUGUGGCUCUGAACUGGAACCCCUUGGCUCUCAAGCUUGGUUUGGACCCUAAGAAACUCGCCUGGAGUCUGUUAGGCCCCCAUGCAUCCGUGUGCGUCUCCCCGUGUGGCUACCUGGCCCGAUGUAAUGUAAGGGAAUGUGUCCGAGCCUGUGCGCAUUGAUAGUCGGAUGCGACGGGGGAAUCAGAUUGGCAACUUCCUUCCACGUGGUUUGGUGGGGGAAAUGGUCUUUGUACUUGACUUGCAACAUUUCUGAACAUCUGAAUUCAUCUCAAAUUUAAUAUUUAAUGGUACAGUUUUUUUAAAGAGGAUAAAAAUUCAUGUAUAAAAAAAUGAUCAAUUGUGUAGAGUUCUCGCAGUGAGCACUUACUAUGUAUUAGAUACUGGACUAAGCAGUUUGCAUAUUUUAUGUCAUUUAAUUUCAUACAAAUCUUACAAAGUCGGUAUUACUAGUUUCAUUUUACAGAUGAGGAAUCUGAAGCUCAGAGAGGCUAAGAAAGUUGAGUAGGUUCCUAACUCACCUAUUGCACUGCUCAGAAAAAAGACUGGAAGAAAAUUUGAAAAAGAUUGAAAACUAUUAAUAGCAAUAGUCUCUGGGCAGUAGAACAAUGAAUGACUUUUAGUUUUUCCUUGUGUAGUUUUCAGUAUUUUCCAAAGUAGCUACAAUGGCAUGUUGCUUUUGUAAUUAGAAAAAAAAAAGGAAAGUUUUCACUGAACAGUAAAUAAUUUGUUGUAGAGCAGUGCUGUGAAAAUGUGCUCAUUAUUCAGAACCAUACUGAGUGACCCAAACUAUUAAUCAUGAUUUUGUCUCUUAGUAGUAAUAUUAUUGGUAACUUUCAUUUUUAAUUUUUUACUGCUUUAUGAUUUAUUGUUUCUAUAAUUAAUUAUUUCAUUCAGUCAACAAAUACUGAGCAUCUGCUGUGAUGUAUUUUUGUAAGAAGAAACAUUUUUAAAGAAAACAAUGUACUGUAUAAGUUCAAAGUUGUAAAUUUUAUUCAAAAGAGCAGGAAGAAAGGAUAUGCUUAGGAAAAGACUGAGCACCAAAGUGUGGCUAACAGUUAUGCUCCACUGAUAGAUAGUGGAAAUUUUAUCUUUUCUUAAUAUUUUUCUAUGCUUCCCCAGUUUUUGCCAGCAUGUGUUAACUUAUAUAUUCUAUGCAUGAUGUGUUUCCAGUGCUUGGAAGUGUACCUGACACACGGUACAAGUUCAGAAAGAUUUGUUGAAUGAAUAAAUGCUUUUGAGUUUAAA
This is a messenger RNA of Manis javanica (Malayan pangolin), 5006 nucleotides long. NCBI's taxonomy places the organism in Eukaryota, Metazoa, Chordata, Mammalia, Pholidota, Manidae. The record is from RefSeq and is a predicted model, not a curated record.